Molecule: messenger RNA, 5542 nt
Organism: Cephus cinctus (wheat stem sawfly)
Lineage: Eukaryota; Metazoa; Arthropoda; Insecta; Hymenoptera; Cephidae
Gene: Orp8
Product: oxysterol-binding protein-related protein 8
Exons: 20
Coding region: 916-3825 (969 amino acids)
Cellular component (GO): membrane; cytosol; intracellular membrane-bounded organelle
Molecular function (GO): cholesterol binding
Source: RefSeq, a predicted model, not a curated record
UCUCUACUCAUCUCUGCUAUUAUUAAUGAAAUACGUUCCAGUUAACAGUUUCGGUUUCGGUUCUUUAUUUUUCCGGUUAUUAUCAGUUAUUCAUUUUGGUUUCAAUUACGGUUACGGUCCCUGAUCGUAAACCUUAAUCACCGCCUUAAAUCCAACAGCAAUAUACCGACAGUGGAUACCAACGACCAUCAAAUAUUUGCCACGUUUAAAUUCCCAAUUAUCAUCAACAUAAAACCCCACAAGGAGCUUCUGGCAUUCACUGCGUCAUCUACAAGGAAGGCGCAUUUCAUGUAGAAACUUGGCGUGGCGCAAAAGCCCUCACUGUAUAAAAAAAAGAAAACUAGUACUACUAUACCCGAGAAGAUCAAUCGUGCAUCGUCAGUGCUUCGCGAGUGUCCGUGCGCGAAUACAGGGAUUAUCGCUUGUUAUUACAGUGGAAAUCGUCUAUGAUAAUAAUUCAAUUAGUACAAAGAUUCUCGAUACCUCAUCAUUAAGUUUCUGAGAUUGACUGUUAAAGCCCUUGACCAUGAUCACCCAGUGCGUUUCCUCACUUAAGCUAUCAUCAAGUAACCGGCCCCAGGAAUGUCGCAGUAUCCCGCUGCAGUGUUCCGUCUCUGUGAUAGGAUAAAUUAUUGGAAAUUCGAAUACACCAUUUGGAUCCUUAUACCUUCCUGAUAUCCUGGAUCAAGGUUCGUAAGUCAUUCCAAAAAGAAGUGCCAUUUACUAAUUGCCUCUCUCUCGAGAGUACCAUAAGCGACACUGCUGCUGAACAUACAGUGGAGUUUUAUUUUCGGUAUGGAUGUUCGCCAUGCUCAUCUACCGUAUCGAUCCGUCUUAAUUGAUUGGUGAACGUCUAUUGACACUGGGUGUGGAUAGGAUUUGUUGGAGGAUCACGCAAUUCUUUUUGGCUUUUAGAUGAAAAAUGUAUGUGCGAUUUACUUUAGUUUGCUUUGUAACACCUACUUGUACAGUGUCGCAACAAAAUUCUGGCUCCAGCAGUGGAAUAGUACAUGGAGAUUUGUUGAGUUGUGCAAGUACAUUAAGAAAGGAGCUGAGAAGAGAGAUUGCGGAACAAGUAUGAGCUCUCAACCAAUCAUGGUUCCUGGUGGAGACCGUCGUUCUCAGUCAGAAUCUCAUUCGGUAUCAGUUGGCAAUGCAACAGAGUCAUUUAAAACCAUGACACCACCAAAUGUCAGCAGGUCACUGAGUAGUCCAGCAGCAGACGACCGACGACCUCGCCGUGGCAGUGUUCAGGUCCAAGCGGUGCCUUUGCCGAAGCUACCAUCCUCUGAAUCGCUCACGACGUGCACGAACGUCGUGAGCGGCACCGCCGCACCGCCGUCACCAGGUUUGUCUACCAUGGGUGAGAGUAGCCUCAAGGUACAAGACAAUUCUUCGGACAAGUCCGUGGACACUUACAAGCUCACACGCAAGGAAUCCUACAAGGCUCAGAGAAAGAAUUACCGCAUGGAGAAAAAAAGAGUUGCCAAUGAGCUAUUGAGCUCGCUCAAAGAUCCCACGGUGGUUGUGAUGAGCGAUUGGCUCAAAGUCCGUGGUACGCUCAAGAGCUGGACAAAACUGUGGUGCAUACUGAAGCCUGGUUUACUAUUGCUAUACAAGAGUCCUAAGAUCAAGAGCAAUCAUUGGGUCGGUACAAUACUGUUGAACACCUGCCAAGUGAUUGAGCGACCAAGCAAGAAGGAUGGUUUCUGCUUCAAGUUGUUUCAUCCUCUGGAGCAAUCGAUAUGGGCGCCUCGUGGACCGGAAAAGGAAGCUAUCGGAGCCGUUGUCCAGCCGCUGCCGACUUCUUAUCUCAUCUUCAGGGCGCCCUCUCAGGCUGCUGGCAAGUGCUGGUUAGACGCUCUUGAGUUGUCACUACGUUGCUCAUCGCUCAUUGUGCGAUCGGCCAGUGCGAUUCCGAGAUCACCUCAACACGACGCUACUACGACACAUGAGACACAGUGGAGCGAAGCGGAUUAUGAGAAGCAUUUUGAUGACCAUGAGUACGAAACCCAUCACAUAGUAACGCUAGAUCCUGUAUACACCUCGAACACAGACCUGGACGACAUCAGCCAGCCGGAGAACGGAGUCGUCGCUGAUGCUGAGAUCAGUGCGUCUGACAGCGAAUCCGAAGUCUCCGCCAAGGAGGAUGAACCUGAGCAAAUCAAUGAGACGCCUUACGUGGCCAAUGAAAACGAAGUUCUUGGUUCGGCAGGAGAGGUCGUGGCGGAACUUCAAGAGGAGCAAAAAUCCCUGAUCUGGUUUCUAGUGAAACAAGUGCGUCCUGGUAUGGACCUUUCGAAGGUGGUUUUACCUACUUUUAUAUUGGAACCACGAUCUUUCCUGGAGAAGCUUGCGGAUUCGUAUUAUCAUGCUGAUCUACUGUCCCAGGCUGUAAUCGAGGACGAUGCGUUUACUCGUAUGAAGGGCGUCGUUAAGUGGUAUCUUUCUGGUUUCUACAAAAAACCUCAGGGUCUGAAAAAACCUUACAAUCCAUUACUGGGUGAAACGUAUCGCUGCUAUUGGCAACAUCCCAAUGGAUCACGCACAUUUUACUUAGCCGAACAGUUGUCGCAUCAUCCACCAAUUUCCGGAUUUUAUGUGACCAAUCGACAAGAUGGAUUUACAAUCAGUGCCACCAUAAUCGCCAAAUCGAAAUUCUAUGGAAAUUCAACUUCGGCGGUUCUUGAUGGUGUAGCUGUUCUGACUAUGCUUCCUAGAGGCGAGGACUAUACAAUGACUAUACCAUAUGCUCAUUGUAAAGGAAUCCUCAUGGGAACCCUCUCUAUGGAAUUAGGUGGCAAGAUAAAUAUAACUUGUGAAAAAACCGGAUAUCAGACCGAGCUCGAAUUCAAGCUGAAGCCAUUUUUAGGUGGUUCAGAACAGAUGAAUCAAGUAGUAGGCAGAAUACGACUUGGAAAAGAGACAUUAGCUACUAUAUCAGGCUAUUGGGAUGGUCAGAUAAUGAUAACUGAUAAGCGAACAGGGCAAGAGAGUGUUUUCUUCAAUCCAAUACCUGAAGUGCGCAGAAAGCGGCUAAAGAAGUACACAGUACCUCUUGAACAUCAAGGUGCAUGGGAGAGUGAAAAGCUCUGGCACUCUGUGACUCUGGCUAUAAACAAUGACGAUCAGAUUGCUGCAACAGAGGCGAAAACGCAACUAGAGGAGGCACAACGGGAUCGUGCCAAGGAACGUAAGAAUUCUGGUCAAGAAUGGAUACCCAAGCACUUUAUCCAGGAUAUCAUCACCGGGAACUGGAUGUACAAGCAUGCUGAUAUAAGACCCUGGGAUCCACGCAAUGACGUUGUGCAGUACGAGCAUGAUUAUGUGGUGCGCACCAAGACACGACAUAAGACACCUAUCAUGAGAACAGGAAGUAUCGUCUCAACGGAGCCGCAAUCACAGCUGCCAUUACUACAGGCUGAAUCUCGCUCUUCUCUCUCGGUGCUGAAGUCCUCGAAAAGACAACUAUCUAAUACUUUACCAUUAACGGAAACAGCCCAUGACUCCGGAAGUUCCUCGGCGGAAUUUCAUUCAGAUUCAAGUCAGUCCGUGGGCAAGCGAAGACGUUCGACUGCUCGGCUGCUGAAUGUCGUAAAGGAGAUGGAAGCUCACUUAGGGGAACACAAUGAGAAGUUAACUCGAAUUCAACGGUCCAUCGAGCAGCUAGCAUUGAGGCAACGUGGACAACGAGAACAGAAUUACAACGUGGGUAUGUCGAGGAACUUCAUAGACACCAUAGUCGUCAUCCUGGUAGUCUUCGUCGUGCAAUAUAUAAUGAAAUUUUGGAACGGUGUAUCCUCAAAUGGAUCCAAAGCGACAUGAUGAGUAUCGUCUGUCAUUUGAUAUCUACCGCCACUGGAACAAGCACCCACCAGAUGCUGCCAGUAUUUCCAUUCCGGCAUUGAAUGAAUUUGUCCUAGAGGAUGGUGACGUUGUUUUGAAAUCCUACGUGAAGACUUGUUAAGCUCGGAUGAACGGGUAAAAUAAGAAAAUGAAAAGAAAGAAAGGGACGCGCGUGGCAAUGUGAAGAUGAAGGAUGUUUUUAAAAGUGGAGAAGAGAAAAUUGUAUAAUUGCUGAAAGCGGUGUAGAAAUGAGGAGAUAAUCUGUUAUAGUUUUUAGUACACGAAAUUCAGAUGGAAUGUGCAUCAAAUCGUAUUUCCGUACGUUAUUACGUAGCGUAAUACUUACCUAUCCGUAGGCUAGCAAGUUUAUCUGCACUGGUACAGCUUGAACAUUUUUAAUAUACAUAAUAUUGUACAUAUGUAAGACGAGAUCCUAUUUUGGAAUCUCGCAACGAAAAUACGAAUUAGCAGUGCGAUAAGUUUUCCUAUUUUUCUUCUCUUGUUUGUACCAUUUGUCUCCUCCUUUUUUCCGUGGCUGCUAGUAUUACUGAUCAUCAUACCUAAGGAAUAGAUUAGUGAAAUAUUGCUGAUACAAUAGAUACACGUAUCAAGAUUAAUUUUGUUCAAUGAAUUUUUGAGGGGAAAGAUGAGGUAAAAUCUGUCGACUGUACGAACUACAGUUUUGUUUUUCUUUGUGUAAAGGGGUUGUGACUAGUUAUGGCAUUUAAUAUUUAAAUCAAAUUAUACCAUAGAAUAUCAGAGAAAAUUUCAGUCGUUAUGAGAGACAGUUACUAUAUGAAAAAUUAUGGAAUUUGCCUGUCGGGCGUGGCUGUAGAAUUUAUUAAUGUCCAUCGAGGAAACUGCAUCACAGGAACGAAAUCGUCUCUGUUCCAUUAAGAAUCUGCUGAUUGAUUCAUCUUUCACGUAGUGUUGUUCGUACACUUAAUUAACAGUUUUUACCGGAAAUAAUUUCUGGAGACGCGUAUGUGUAAUCAUUUGAGUGCCAGUGAAGAAGUCGGUAACAGCGAGCUAUACGCGUGUGAUAUAACCGAGCCUUAAGAUACAUAGAGAGAGAAUGCGAAAAAGAGAGAUUGAGAUAGAGAAUAUUUAAUAGUAAUAAUAUCAAUAACGUUACUAUGAAAUUCCUUUAUUUCUAUUCCUUUGGCGCUAGUAAUGUUAAAAUGAAACAUCAAAAAAAAAGAAAAUGUUGCCUUGUAUCUUGCAAUUUUUCAAUCUUGUGUCAUUGCUCCUUUUCUCUUUUCGCCUUGUACAUUUUUGUACUAUUUGUAAACCCAUUCCACUCGAAAAACUCAGCAGUCGUCAAACAUUCCAAAAGCUUUUGGAGACUAUUUAUUGUUCAGAUUGUAUUUGGUGCAAACCUUUAUUGUGAUAAUGAUGCAAAUCGCAAGGUGAAGUAUGUAAUACAAUUUGCAUGCAGUAUGUAUGAACUUAAAAUAUAUUAUGUACAACAAUGAUAAAGACAAAUGAACAAUACUUAAACCACAAAUUAUUGUGAAUUCGCUAAAAUCCUUGUAAAAUCGGUAUAACGUUGUAUAACAUGUAUAAUGUACGAAAGUCGUACGCGUUCUCCUUUUUAGCAUCUUCGUGAGCAUCUCAGUUGUUGUUGUUUCUGCCUUCGCAUUUUAUGUAAACCAUACCAUAUUUCUAUCGUAUAAUAAUAAAAAAAGGAAAAAUA